Dioscorea cayenensis subsp. rotundata (Guinea yam) is the source of this 2028-nucleotide messenger RNA. RefSeq names its product protein NRT1/ PTR FAMILY 5.1-like. Gene Ontology annotation, biological process: dipeptide transport; transmembrane transport. NCBI's taxonomy places the organism in Eukaryota, Viridiplantae, Streptophyta, Magnoliopsida, Dioscoreales, Dioscoreaceae. Gene Ontology annotation, molecular function: tripeptide transmembrane transporter activity; dipeptide transmembrane transporter activity. The record is from RefSeq and is a predicted model, not a curated record. Gene Ontology annotation, cellular component: membrane.
AUAACUUUAGAUGUAUAGCUCUGCUCUUACACUUGUUCUUUGCUAGAAGAUACAAAGAACCAUAAGAAAAACGAAGCCCAAUCAAUGGAGGACAAAGGCUUCACUCAAGAUGGUUCGGUAGAUCUUCGUGGCCGUCCGGUUCUCGCAUCGCAGACCGGAAGAUGGAGGGCUUGUGCUUUCUUAGUUGGCUAUGAAGCUUUUGAAAGGAUGGCUUUCUAUGGAGUAGCUGCAAAUCUAGUGGUGUAUCUUACUACUCAACUACAUGAAGACACUGUGUCAUCAGUGAGGAGUGUAAACAACUGGUCAGGAUCAGUCUGGAUUACACCGAUCAUCGGCGCAUACAUCGCCGACACAUACUUUGGUCGUUUCUGGACCUUCACUAUUUCAUCCCUCAUAUAUGCCAUGGGAAUGGUACUGUUAACCAUGGCUGUUUCCCUUAAGACCUUAAGGCCAACAUGCACUAAUGGAGUCUGCAACAAGGCCACACCAUUCCAAAUAGCCUUCUUCUACUUAUCACUGUAUAUCAUGGCUGUUGGAGCAGGUGGAACAAAGCCAAAUAUAUCAACAUUUGGCGCAGAUCAGUUCGAUGACUUUGAUCCCAAUGAGAAGAAGCUUAAGGUCUCUUUCUUCAACUGGUGGAUGUUCAGCUCCUUCACAGGAGGUCUCAUGGCCACAUUAGGGUUAGUGUACAUACAAGAGAACAUAGGGUGGGGAUUAGGAUAUGGUAUUCCUACAGCAGGGUUGCUAUUUUCAUUGGUGAUAUUUUAUCUUGGUACACCAAAUUAUCGGCAUAAGGUAAGAAAGACGAAGAGUCCGGCGAAGGCACUGGUUAGGGUUUGUGCCACCGCUUUCGCUAACAGGAGUUGUGAGUUGCCGGAGGACCCGUCGGAGUUGUAUGAGCUUGAGCCUCAGCAUUACAUGGCCACUGGCAAGAGGAGAGUUCAUCACACUAUGGCUUUCAGAUUCCUAGACAAGGCUGCAAUAAAAGAAGGAAACAAGAAGAGCAAUCCAUGCACGGUGACACAAGUAGAAGAAACAAAACUACUGCUUGGCAUGGCCUUAAUUUGGCUGGCCACCAUCAUCCCCUCCACCAUUUGGGCUCAAGCAAACACCCUCUUCGUCAAACAAGGCACAACUCUAGACCGCACUAUCGGUCACCACCACAACUCCUUUCAAAUCCCCGCCGCCUCUCUCGGCAGCUUCAUCACCAUCUCCAUGCUUCUCUCCGUCCCCAUCUAUGACCGCUACUUCCUCCCUUUCAUGCAACGUCGAACCUCCAACCCUAGGGGCAUCACUCUCCUACAACGUCUAGGCAUCGGCUUCGCCUUUCACGUUGCCGUCACUGCCGUCGCCUACUUCGUCGAGCUCAAACGCAUGCACGUAAUCAAGACACACAACAUCAGCCACCCCACCGACAUCGUCCCUAUGAGCAUCUUCUGGCUCUUGCCACAGUACAUCCUUCUCGGCAUCGGAGAUGUGUUCAAUGCCAUUGGUUUGUUAGAAUUCUUUUACGACCAGUCGCCGGAGGACAUGCAGAGCUUGGGAACCACGUUCUUUACUAGUGGUAUAGGGGUGGGCAAUUUCCUUAAUAGUUUUCUUGUUACAAUGGUUGAUAAGUUGACUAGAAGAGGAGGAGGGAAGAGCUGUAUUGGCAACAACCUUAAUGACUCUCACUUGGAUUACUACUAUGCUUUUCUUAUAGUUAUAUCUGUUCUCAAUCUUGCUGUUUUUGUUUGGCUUGCUAGUGGGUAUCAGUACAAGAAGGAGAGCUUGGAGUUGGAGGCCAUAACUGGCUCUGAGGCUAAGCUUGUCAGUUUGGUGCCAACUGAUCAUCGUUCUCAAGUUAAUCUUAGUGCUUGAUUCAUUAUGGUUACUGUUUAAUUUGUGGAGUGUUCUUUUUCUGUUUGUUCGUUGGAAGUCUGCACAUCAAGAUGUGGAGAGAUUAUUAUGUACUCUUUAAAUAUAAUAAUAAUUAAAAAAAAAGAAGAAUAUUAUCUACUAGUAGAUGGAGAGUUUUCACUUUUCACA